AUGGUGGUAGUGCAGGUGUUAAAUGACCAAGUAACGAAGCUGGAUGGCGUGCUGGCGGGAGAAAGUACACUGGCUGAUGUUGAUAAAUGUUUGCGACAGUCUUGGCGGAGAACAGCCGAGGUUUCCUGCAUCAACAGGGCUUGGACCUACCAGGCAGUUGCUUUGCAGUCUCCGCCGCAGCCAGGCCCGCUCUGGCCUCUUCGCAGCGCCCUCCUCGCAGCGCCUCGGACCCAGGACCACCCCAGGACCCCGCCUCCUCCCCAGCGCUGUGCAGCCGCAGCUCCUCAGCCUCCCACCACUUCGUCCACUGCGCCCACCCUGCAGGUGCACCAGAACGACCACCAUCAACCGCCAGGUCAACCCCGUGCUGUUGGCGCCUCCUACGUCUACCUGCCCAUGUCUUACUACUUUGGCCACAAUGAUGUGGCUCUGAAGAACUUGGCCAUAUAUUUUCUUCCCCAAGCUCAGGAGGAGAGGGAACAUUCCCAGAAGCUAAUGAAGCUGCAGAACCAGCCAGGCGGAUGGAUCUUCCUUCAGGAUAUCGGGAAACCAGACGUGGGCUGGGAGAAGGGGCUGAAGGCAAUGGAGUGUGCGCUGCACUUGGGAAAAGGUGUGAGUCAGUCACCACUGGACCUGCACAAAUGGGCCACCCAAAAUGACCCUCGUUUGUAUGACUUCCUAGAGACUCACUACCUGAACAAGCAGGUGAAAUCCAUCAAAGAACUGGGUGACCAUAUAACCAACUUGUGCAGGUUGGGGGCCCCUGAGACUGGCAUGGCCGAGUAUCUCUUUGAGGAGCACACCCCGGGGAGCUGUGACUCCCGGGGAGCUGUGACGAGAGCUAAGCCUUGGCUGCUUCCUGUAGCCUCAGGGGUGACUUCCUGCUCACCCAAGCAGUAUGCAUGUUGGAGUUACCUUUACCUUUUCUAUAACUUGUAUCAAAUCAUCCCUCAUGUCUCUCAUUUGUACCCUUCCUUGAAAAAAAGGAAUUUGGUACCAAAAUAAAUAAAUAAAUAAA
This is a messenger RNA of Pipistrellus kuhlii (Kuhl's pipistrelle), 1018 nucleotides long. RefSeq names its product ferritin heavy chain-like. The record is from RefSeq and is a predicted model, not a curated record. Gene Ontology annotation, biological process: iron ion transport; intracellular iron ion homeostasis. Lineage: Eukaryota; Metazoa; Chordata; Mammalia; Chiroptera; Vespertilionidae. Gene Ontology annotation, molecular function: ferric iron binding; ferrous iron binding. Gene Ontology annotation, cellular component: cytoplasm.